UGCCUCACUGGAUUGCAUGCCUGCAUCUACCUACAGCCCAUCCCCGGGGGCCAAUUAUAGUCCAGCUCCCUACACCCCCUCACCUGCCCCUGCCUACACCCCCUCUCCUGCCCCCACCUACUCCCCUUCCCUGGCACCAGCCUAUACCCCCUCGCCAGCCCCAAGCUAUAACCCUGCACCCUCAGCGGCCUACAGUGGGGGCCCUGUGGAGUCUGCCAGCCGCCCCCCAUGGGUGACAGAUGACAGCUUCUCUCAGAAGUUUGCCCCUGGCAAGAGUACCACCUCCAUCAGCAAGCAGACCCUGCCUCGAGGGACCCCUGCCUACACCCCGACGGGGCCCCAGGGGUCUCCCCUGGCCAGGGGCAUCGUUCAGCGGGCUGAGCGCGUCCCAGCCAGCAGCAGGACUCCGCUCUGUGGCCACUGCAGCAACAUCAUCAGGGGCCCCUUUCUGGUAGCCAUGGGCCGUUCCUGGCACCCGGAAGAGUUCAACUGUGCCUACUGCAAGACCUCCCUGGCCGACAUGUGCUUUGUGGAGGAGCAGAACAACGUGUACUGCGAGCGCUGUUACGAGCAGUUCUUUGCCCCAAUCUGUGCCAAGUGCAACACCAAAAUCAUGGGGGAAGUGAUGCAUGCCCUGAGACAGACAUGGCACACCACCUGCUUCGUCUGCGCAGCUUGCAAAAAGCCCUUUGGGAACAGCCUCUUCCACAUGGAAGAUGGGGAGCCCUACUGCGAGAAAGACUACGUCAAUCUGUUCAGCACCAAGUGUCAUGGCUGCGAUUUCCCCGUGGAGGCUGGGGACAAGUUUAUCGAAGCCCUGGGACACACCUGGCAUGACACCUGCUUCAUCUGCGCAGUAUGUUUUUAGCACAGCCGGGGGUUCUGACUUUCUGAGAAGGGGCAAGAGGGACCUAGUGGGCCAGGUGAUCAACCCUCUAUAUCCCUUUCAACACUGGCCCGCUGAUAUGCUGAUCAUUUUUAUUUAUUUGUUU
Leptonychotes weddellii (Weddell seal) is the source of this 992-nucleotide messenger RNA. Lineage: Eukaryota; Metazoa; Chordata; Mammalia; Carnivora; Phocidae. The record is from RefSeq and is a predicted model, not a curated record.